This is a messenger RNA of Pogonomyrmex barbatus (red harvester ant), 1309 nucleotides long. RefSeq lists its product as uncharacterized. Lineage: Eukaryota; Metazoa; Arthropoda; Insecta; Hymenoptera; Formicidae. The record is from RefSeq and is a predicted model, not a curated record.
CGGGCAGAACGGUUCUAUUCACAUGGCGCCUGUUAAAGCCAGGCUUCUGUCUAACAAUUGUCACAUUCGACAGACGGAACGGCGUUAAUUAUUCGCUAACAGGUUCAGCAAUUAAUACCAAGGCGCCGCUCGCGCGAUACGACGGUGUGCGAGAUUAAUUUUGGAGAUUGUCACUCUAAACGUGUAUUUACCUCCGGCCAUGUGUGUUUACACUUUUUACAACGUAUCAUGCAAGUAUUGUCUGGCAAGGUAACACGAAAAGUGACACCGGUGAGAUCAGGCAUUUUGUGUCCGGGAGGCAACGCGAUCAGACGAAAAGUUUAAUUCAUCAUGGAGACUCGUAAGUUAUGUUGCAUCAGUGUGUCGUUCGCGGCAAGAAUAAUCGGGGCAUAUACAAUGUCCACUUCGAUUCUACUGAUAAACGUGUUGGUGAGCAACUUUUUCUCACGAGAGGGAGAUGAAGAUUUUUUCGAAUCCGUUAAAACUUGGACCAUGCUGGGAUUGAAUUGGGUGCAGGCAGUGAGAUAUACGCAACUACAGAAAAAAGCGCAAACUGCGAUGAUAUGUUUUCUUAUAUACGUUGUCUCGUUUCUCUUGGCCAGUGCUUAUCUCGCUUUAGGAUCGAUAUCGAGGAGACAUAAAUGCGCCGUGCCUUGGAUGUAUUUGCAAAUGAUUAGCAUAAUAGAUCAGACCGUGGCGCUAUCUGAUCACAUAAUACAUGAGCGACAAGCUGCUAUAUACAUGUGGUACACUAUGAUAUGCAGCAUCUAUUUGAUUUUGAACGUGUAUUUCUGGAUGAUCGUGCAAACAGCCCGAAAACAAUGGUACGACGAGCAGCAGAACUGUGAAUCGACAGUGUUAGAUCCCAUACCAAUAUCCACGAAUAACGGCCUGAAGUCACCAUCUUUUCUUUCGCAAAAUUUUUCCAUGUUUGAAUCACCACGACCGCCAACGAUUCUACCUAAAUAGCAGAAAGUCCAUGAAGAAUCAUGGAUAAUUUCGAAAUGAAUCUCAUUUCUGGAUUUGCCGCGUGAAGCGAGCUGUUGCCAGAACUUAUAGGAUUGAGAGGGUUAUUUAAAGAACAAUGAGAGAUACAAAGGAGGAGACUGAGAAGGCUUAUUUUUCUUAAUACUCUACGGCCAUUAUAAGACUCACGCGCUUAUAUAUGAUAUAUUUAUUUAAUAAAUAUAAAUCAUCGGUUUUUUUUGUAAUAUAAAUAAAUAUCUAUAUUAUAAAAUAAUUAACUCUUCUGUUUGAAUUGCAUGAUGUAAACUUUUCUAUAAAAGAUUUAUAAAUAUUUACAAAAAAA